AUGGCUCUCUUCCGGAAAUUCAACGAGAAGAUCCCACGGAGAGGAAUCCUGGGAGCAAUGAUGUUCCUGGCUUGCAUGUUCUCAUAUGUUAUUCGCACCAAUCUAUCCAUCACUAUCGUCGCCAUGGUAAACGCUACUAGCAAAGACGGCGGCGUUGGUCCAGCAUGCAGUGUGGCGGACAUCAAGAGCAAUAAGACUGUUGUGAUCAAAGAUUUUGGCGAGCGUUACGAAUGGAAUCAGCAUAUCCAAGGGUUGUUAUUAUCGGGAUAUUUUUACGGUGUCCUGCCGGCUAGUGUCCCAGCUGGACUUUUGGCCGAGAAAUAUGGAGGCUCCAAAGUAGUGGCAUUCGCCACAUUAAUACCUGCGGUAUUAAAUCUUUUGAUGCCAUGGGCAGCUGGAGUACACUACGGUUUCGUUUUUGCACUUCGCUUCGUAAUGGGAUUUUUCGGAGGUGCCGUUUAUCCCGCUCUUCACGCAAUGAUCGCCAGAUGGGUGCCUCCUGGUGAAAAGGGCAUGUUUGUGUGGACCAUGCAAGGUGGUCCGUUUGGAACCGUUGUGACUUUCGCUUUAUGCGGUGCGGUUAUCAGCGCCUACGGAUGGAAGGCUGCGUUCUACGUUACGAGUGGACUCAUGUUGGUCUUUUACGCCAUGUGGGUAUUCCUGAUAUACGACACACCGGAAUUGCACCCCGGAAUCACGGAAAAGGAAAAAGCAUACAUCAAAGAGCAAAUAGGCACUACCGUCUCGAAGCAAAAGGUCCAACUACCAAUAAAAUCGGUUGCCACAUCUCCGCCGUUCCUGGUGCUGCUAUGGGCUCACUUUGCAAACAUGUGGGGCAUAUAUUUCAUCUCUACAAACGGACCCAAGUACACGUUGGAGGUUCUUGGCUUCAACAUGAAAUCGGGUGGCGCGAUAACCGGGUUACCUUACAUAGCUAGACUGGGCGCUGGAGUGUUGUUCGCAGCGGCGGGCGAUUACGUACGAAGGAGGAACUUCUUAUCGUUGGGCUGGAUAAGAAAGUUGUUUAUGAUUUUCUCCCACAUGGGACCUGCACUGUGUCUGAUAGUGAUGACGUACGUGGGUUGCGAUGCCACGACUGCGAUAAUAAUGUUAAUAUUGGCGCUGGCCUUCAAUGGAGCCGCGUGCCAGACCAGCUUGCAGAAUCAUCAGGACUUGGCACCGAACUACGCUGGUUCUUUGUACGGAAUUAUGAAUACCUUCGGCAGCUUUCCCGGAUUCAUCAUUCCAGCUAUUAUCGGCGCACUGACCAAUGAAAGGAACGGCGUUGAGGAAUGGCGCAUAAUGUUCUGGAUAUCAUCGAUAGUAUUUACGUCGGCAACAGUACUGUUCUGGCUGUUCGGCUCGGGCGACAUCCAACCGUGGAACGAUACGACUCACGUUAAGGUGCCCACCAUCGACGAGGAGGAGAAGCGGAUAAACGAGACGACGACGAAGGACACGGUCGACACGGAGGCCGAAGAAAACGAGCGCCUCUAGUGACGUGGAAACUGAAAUGGGGCAAAAAUCCGGGUAUCCAUGUCUGUACAAAAAUUAAUAGUCCGUUGUCGGGAAGAGAAUGCAUAGAAAAUUGUUGCGAAUCUUGAUCUCGCCGUCAUACACGAUACGAUUACGACCAAUAUCUGUACAGCUUUUAAUCGUUGAUAGAUACGGAGAUAAUAAUUGUCACACAUUACACACAUACACAUACACUGAAAGCUCGGAACGAGAGAAUCGGAGCGACGUACGGAAUAUCCGGGUGUGGAAUAUUCAAUUGUGUUGCAGUACAUUUGUAGGACGUUCGUGCUCUAGUUAGAGAUACACGUUGCUAGAAUAUCACGACGGAUCUUUCAUGCCAGUCCCACUCUCAUUUUCCCUAGGCUCGGAGACUAUUUUUCACGCACUUUUUUUACCGUUACCGCAUAAGACUGUACGGCAUCUCGGGGGAGGAUAAAAUGUUGUAGAUUUUAUACGUUAUUUCUCGUGAUUUACGCGCGUCCGAAUACUUAAUAAUUACUAUUUGUAUAUCGCGCUUCGGUAAUUCAUACGAUUGCUCUCGACCGUGUCAUCAAAUUCUGAAUGAGGGGCUAAUAAACGUGGUAUUCAAACAAUGCGAUGUAUCGAAACGUAAGAAUACUCUGUAGUGCAUUUUUUCAUUUCGUGCCAAAGUUAUAUAUGUUAAUUCUCUCGUUAAAAGGCUCGACGGAAGACUGUCGAUGCGCGUGACGCUAGGUCGAGGAACCUUGGCACUGUCUCUCUAGGCUAAAUAAAUAGCUGAGGUUAAUAUUAUUAUAAUAUAUACGUUACGUUAGGUAAGUUGAAUCGUAGAUUCCGUAUUUCUAUUUCUCGUAAAACGCGCGAUUGAGCUUUCUUUGCGGGGAGUUACUUCGUAACUGCGACAAAUAUUCGCGGUAGUUUCCGCACACCUGUUCGAAUGCGAUCGACGACCUCGGCUCUUUCUCUCUCGGCAGCUGCAGCGUUCACGUAGCAUUUCAGAGGACACUUCGAGCGUAAACUUAAUCGCGCGUUACGCAAUCUCGCUUUACGCGAUACUGAUUUGGAUUGAUCGCGUGCAGUGAGGAAUUCUCGACUAAUCUUCCCACCUUGUGCGAGCACUUUUGGAUCACGAAGGCGACGAAAAAUAUCAAGAAUCGCAGAGACGUAUCUUAGUACAUUGUGAAAAGUGUCUCGUAUAUCUAGCGAAAAAUGUCUCGUAUAUUUAGAGAUUGUGCGUUAGUACAACACGUUCACACGUUGACAUGUUUAUUGUAGAAAAAUAAGAUAGUAAACAUGUUGUUCCUACAUUUGGAGAAGACGCAGUGUUUGCAGUGUUCCGUCAAUAAUAUUGUUACUACGCAAAUAUUGGUUCAGCAAUAAACAUCCGUAGCACGUGUUAAUAAUUAUUGUAAAGAGUAGCUACGCAAGAGUAGCUCGCUGUUUCGAAGCGAGCGAAAUCGUAAUACACGUGUAUACGCGUCACGAUGUUAUCGAUUGCUCAGUUGUACCGAGCCGUGCGAUAUUUAUAAAUACACACAAAAAUUACUGUAUUUUUUAAUAUUUGUUUCGUAUAGUUUCGUGUAAUUAGAUUAUGGUAUUCGUCGUAUGGAUUUCGCACAGUGCAGAUUGUAUUAGAAUAUUAGAUUAAUGUAUAUGACGAACAAUUGAACACAUUUUAUGCGUCAAUAAUUACAAUAAUUAAUAAUAAUUUAUGCGAUAAUUUGAAUAAUAAACUCACGUAUUACG
Messenger RNA from Ooceraea biroi (clonal raider ant), 3240 nucleotides. RefSeq names its product putative inorganic phosphate cotransporter. Gene Ontology annotation, biological process: monoatomic anion transport; transmembrane transport. NCBI's taxonomy places the organism in Eukaryota, Metazoa, Arthropoda, Insecta, Hymenoptera, Formicidae. Gene Ontology annotation, molecular function: transmembrane transporter activity. Gene Ontology annotation, cellular component: membrane. The record is from RefSeq and is a predicted model, not a curated record.